Messenger RNA from Aspergillus tanneri, 2379 nucleotides. It is a transcript of the gene COG3, whose product is annotated as Golgi transport complex subunit COG3. Gene Ontology annotation, cellular component: membrane; cis-Golgi network; COG complex. Bases 1 to 2379 code for a protein of 792 amino acids. NCBI's taxonomy places the organism in Eukaryota, Fungi, Ascomycota, Eurotiomycetes, Eurotiales, Aspergillaceae. The record is from RefSeq and is a predicted model, not a curated record. Gene Ontology annotation, biological process: cytoplasm to vacuole targeting by the Cvt pathway; Golgi organization; autophagy. The transcript has 4 exons.
AUGCGCCAACAGGCUACAGGACGGCGAUCUCGUCGGCAGACAGCCCCGUCUCACCCGCCUCAAGCACUCCAGGCCAAGGAAGCCCAGGAGGUAGAGACAGUGCCGGAGGACCUAGACGCGUUGACGGAUAUUCACAAUGAGCUGGAUUUCAUUGAGUGGUAUAAUGAAGUGGAGGAUAGUUUGCUGGAGACCAGCUAUGAUGAAUACCAAGCCUGUCUCCAUGAACUCCAGAUGUCGAAAUCUCAUCUGGACUCGCUCUUAUCGGAUACCUCAUCUACCCUGAACCUGUUGAGCAGCCUGUCCCAAGACUUCCAGGCGGUCGAGCUGCAAACCUCCCAGUUCCAGAAACAGUGCGAAGGGCUCCUUUCUGCUCAGAAACGGGAUUCGGAAUUGGCAUCGAAUAUUCAAGAGAAUCUCCAGUACUAUGAGUUCUUAGACCCAGCUUCGAGACGGCUAAAUGCUCCCGGUGCUGGGAAUACUGUUCGCGGGAAGGACUUCUCCGAUAUGCUCAGACGGCUUGACGAAUGCUUGGACUACAUGGAGACGCAUCCCGAUCAGAAGGAGGCCAGUGUUUACCGUUCCAGGUACAGACUGCUGAUGACCCGUGCUCUUACUCUUAUCCGAGGACAUUUCGUCUCAGCUCUGCGAGACGUGUACGUAAGCGCCUCGAAGAAGAUUGCGGACAAACAACUCAACGACACCACGAUGUCCGCCCUGCUUUAUGCCAAAUUUCGAGUUGGCGCGCCGGAACUGAAACAGAUUGGUCUCGAGAUUCAAAAAAGAGCCGUCCCUCCGUUGGACCCAGACCAAGGGGCAGAAGCCGAAUACCAAAGUCUCCUCAAUGAACUGCACGCAAACUACGCAGCCACACGCGGGAAGCUAAUUGUACCCUUGGUGCACAAGAACCUCAACGAUAUUGCGCUGGCCCCUAGCACUUCAAAGGAUCUCGUCGCGUUCGCUCGCGGAAGCAUCAGCUACGUGCGUGGAGUAUGUUUGGACGAGUUCGAUCUUUGGGGAGAGUGGUUCCACGGGCAAGGGGGUCUAUACGACUUUCUAGAAACGAUCUGCGAGCCUCUCUAUGAUCGCCUCAGACCUAAGAUCAUACACGAGGACAAGAUCGUCAGGCUCUGCCAACUUUGCACUCUGCUCCAGACGCGCUAUCUACUAGACCAGGACGAAGAGACCGAGCACACGGACGCCAACCAGCUGGAUUUCUCCUCCCUGAUUCAGCCCGCGCUGGAAGAUGUCCAAACCCGUCUCGUUUUCCGCGCACAGGCCUUCCUCCGCGAUGAAAUCGAACGGUACAAACCCCGUCCAGAAGACCUGGACUAUCCAGCACGCAACCGGCCCGUUUCCAUAUCCGUGACUGAGGGACAGAUCUCUGGGCGGAAGGUUGCACCGGUCGAUACACUGGUCAGCCUGUCUAGCUCGGCAAACCAAGCAGAGGAUGACACGGACUCGCCGCCGGAUCAAGAUUCCAAGUGGGACUUGGAGUCCCAAACCGCGCUGAGCGGUUGGUAUCCCACUCUGCGGAAAGCCAUAUGGCUGCUAAGUCGGAUCUAUCGCCUGGUUAAUUCCACUGUCUUCGACGAUCUCGCACACCAAAUCGUGCACCAGACCAUUGCCUCCCUUCAGCACGCAAGCUCCCUGAUCAGCAGCAAAUCCGCCAUGGACGGACAACUAUUCCUGAUGAGCCACCUACUCAUCCUCAAGCAACAGAUCGUCGCGUUCGACAUCGAAUAUGUGACUCCCGAAGUCUCCUUCGACUUCUCCGGCAUGACAAACACCUUUUGGGAGCUUCGCGAACGCGGGGGACUCUUCAACCCGCGCAAUCUGAUACGACUCGUCGGCCACGGGCUCCUCCCGCGCGUGGUGGAGAACAUGCUAGACGCCAAAGUCGAGCUCGAUGGCCGUCUCCGCACCGUCAUCAACGACUUCAUCAACAGCUUCGCCACCACAAUGACCGCCUCCCUCCCCGCCCAAUCCCAAUUCAUCGACACCCGCAACCGCAAUCUGCACCGCGGCGAACUCAUCCUCCCCACCUGCCGUCUCCUCGAGUCUGAGGUACCUCGUCUGCGCAAGAUCCUUGCAGAUUACCUUCACGACUCCCGUAUGAAAGAGACUCUGGUAGGCGCCGUUCAGGACCGCGUGAUCCAGAUUUACGAGGAUUUCUUCGACCAGUACGUUGCCGCUGAGAAGAGUAAGGGCCGUCACCCCGGAAGCACGAGGAAGGGUAAGGGCCACGAAGACGCCGUCUGGGAUGUCGAUACGUUCUCCGAGUGGUGCGAGGGUGUCUUCCGUGUGGGUAUCGCUAUGCCCGAUGAUGAACUCGCCAGUCGAAGUCUGAGUUUGAGUCGGUCGGAGAGUUUGGGGUCUUGA